Messenger RNA from Rubroshorea leprosula, 1555 nucleotides. The record is from the annotation of a GenBank genome assembly. Lineage: Eukaryota; Viridiplantae; Streptophyta; Magnoliopsida; Malvales; Dipterocarpaceae.
CCAUAUUCGCUUGGCCCCCGCCAUCGUUUCUGCCUUCAAAUUUUUCAUUUUUUCCCCCAGUUUGAUAACAAUUCAAAAACUUUGUUUUAUUUUUAAGUACUAAUAAUUAAAAAUAUAUUGUUUUUAUGGCUGUAGCAGAUGAAGAAACGGGAAAAAUCCAGAUCCCGGCGCCACCGCGGCGCAAGGGGAUAGGGGUAAGGACAUGGGUUGUGGUGUCGGAGUUGGGUCAAUCGCUGCUUGAAGAGGUCGGAAAACACUCCAUAAUGCGCCGGACGGGGCUUCCGGCAAGGGACCUCCGGGUUCUGGAUCCGGUACUCUCGUAUCCGUCCUCGAUACUGGGGCGAGAGAGGGCCAUUGUCAUUAAUCUGGAGCAUAUCAAGGCCAUCAUCACCGCUAAAGAGGUCUUGAUGAUCAAUUCCACCAGCCCCCUCAUCAUCCAGUUCCUCCAAGACCUUCGGCACCGUAUCUCUCGUUCUGGUCCCGCGCCGCCGCAGCCGUCGAUGGAAGGGGACAUGGAGUACCAUGCAGAUGAGGUCCCAUGGGGUUCGCCUUCUUUUCAAGAACACAGUGAAUUAAAAGAUGGAAACAGGACGAUGGAAGAGCCAGUAGCUGCUAGUCCAAAGUUGCCGUCAUUUGAGUUCAGAGCACUUGAAGCUUGUCUUGAAUCUGCCUGCAGGUGUCUUGAAUCCGAGACACAGACGUUGCAGGAAGAGGCAUACCCUGCUUUGGACGAACUGACUUCUAAGAUCAGCACGCUUAACCUUGAGCGUGUAAGGCAAAUAAAAAGUCGACUUGUUGCAAUAUCUGGUCGUGUGCAGAAGGUGAGAGAUGAACUUGAACAUUUGCUGGAUGAUGACAAUGAUAUGGCCGAAAUGUAUUUGACAGAAAAACUUGUUGCUCAGUCAAUGGAUCAAUCAUCUAGAGAAGGAGCAUAUAAUGCUGAAAAUGAAGUGGAUGAUAAAAGGUCUGAAGAAUCCAAAUCAGAUGACAGCUCUGAAAUCUCCACAAGUCUGAAACUCAAUAUAGAGGAGCUGGAGAUGCUUUUAGAGGCCUAUUUCGUGCAGAUAGAUGGCAUCCUGCAGAAACUAUCUGAUAUGAGCGAGUAUGUGGAUGACACUGAAGAUUGUAUCAACAUCAUGUUGGAUGACAAACAGAAUCAGCUGCUGGAGAUGGGAGUGAUGCUCAGUACUGCAAACAUGAUACUGAAUGCAGGUAUUGUGGUGGUUGGGUUGUUUGGAAUGAACAUCGGUAUUAGCCUCUUUGACGGUCAACCUACUCAAUUUUGGGCAACCGUUUGUGGUACAGUUGGAGGCUGUGUUGCUUUGUAUCUUUUUGCUAUAGGGUGGGGUAAGAAGAAGAAUCUGUUGGCCUUGUAGACUUGUUUCUAUGGGGAUAAAUCUUCUAAACAUAAGUGUAUUACUACACAAGCAAAAGCAACAUCUUGGCAGCAUUGGAUUACAUAUGCUCUUUUGCCAAAUAAAUAUGAUACUUUUCUGGUAUUUAUUUUAUUCCUUUCAUAAGUUUCCAUCUAAAGUAAUAAAAAAAUCUUACAUCA